This is a messenger RNA of Heterostelium album PN500, 594 nucleotides long. RefSeq lists its product as uncharacterized. Lineage: Eukaryota; Evosea; Eumycetozoa; Acytosteliales; Acytosteliaceae. The transcript is spliced from 3 exons. Bases 1 to 594 code for a protein of 197 amino acids. The record is from RefSeq and is a predicted model, not a curated record.
AUGGGCUUCGUUGAGGAAAUCGAACCGAUGGAAGUCGAUGAAGAUCGAUUGUUGACGAAAUCACCUUUGGAAUCACUCUUUAUCACCACUAGGAACUUUUCAUUUCCAAAAGACUUCCUCUUGGAUGAAGCCUUUGAAAACCUCAAAAAUAUUGUAAUCAGUGUAAGAGAUGUCUGGGUUACUGACACAGAGUACUUUAAGAUGAUCAAACGUAUCAAGAAGCAUCCUUCAAUGAUCAGUUUCGCACUUAUUAGUGACAUCAGUAUAUUCAGAGACGAUAAGAAAAUCGACGGAUGGUUCGAUAUACUCUCACAAUGUUCUAGAAUAGAAAGAGUUAGAUUACGAUGGGAUAUUAGUUUUAGAUUUAGAAAUAUGAUAAAGUUAUUUUCAAGCAAUAAUAGUAAAUUAAGAUUAAUAUCAUUCGAAUUUAUAAAGACAUUGGAUAUAAAUGAUAAUGAUGAGAAAGAAAUGGAGGAAUUUAUCACAUCAAAUAGUUCGAUUGGACUUGCGCAUACUAAUAAAAUCCCAAGAGACAGAAUACCAACCUACACAUUAAUUAAAGCCCAAAGAACACUCUGUAUAUUGUAUGAAUAA